Molecule: messenger RNA, 4623 nt
Organism: Chelonia mydas (Green sea turtle)
Lineage: Eukaryota; Metazoa; Chordata; Testudines; Cheloniidae
Gene: GHRL
Product: ghrelin and obestatin prepropeptide
Exons: 5
Coding region: 3892-4281 (129 amino acids)
Biological process (GO): negative regulation of inflammatory response; positive regulation of growth hormone secretion; gastric acid secretion
Cellular component (GO): extracellular region
Molecular function (GO): growth hormone-releasing hormone activity; ghrelin receptor binding
Source: RefSeq, a predicted model, not a curated record
GACCUGCCCAAGGUCACCCAGCAGGCCAGUGGUAGAACCAGGACUAGAACCCAGCUCUCCUCAGUCACAGUGCUCUUUUUGACUAGGCCACCCAGCCUUUUGUUUGCAGUGGUUUUACCAUGAGUGUCUAUCCAGCGUCCAGUUAGCCAUUCCCCACUCAUGUCCCUUUCUUUUAUUGCAAAAAAACCCCCUCAGAUUUGUGACCAGCAGUAACAUCAGGUGGCUGCUGGAGACCCUUCCUGAUGUGCUCAAGGGCAUAUGCUGUACUGCCCUUAAUAACUGGGGGACUGUGGCAGUUCUGAUAAAGCCUUGAGCAAGGAACUAGAAUAAAACUUGUUCUCUUGGCAUGCUCUAGUGCAGCUAUCAGCAUUGGGUAUCUCGCCCUCCUAAUAUUAUCUUCUCUGGUCUUCACUUGAUGUAAUGUGGGUCAUCAGGGGAGAAAGCACUAAGAAGAAAACUCAACAACUGAAGCUUGCUCACCUGGCUUUGGUUAAAACCCUAACCCUUUGCUGGAGUGAGGUAUAUUUUACCAUCACACAAGUUUCAUUAUGGAUAUUUUCAGAUGAAAAAGUUGAGAGCAGUUUUCAUACCCUUUCUCCAUCACCAAGAGGUGCUGCGCUAGGUCUUUGAGCUGUAUUUCUGUUUAUAGCGGCCCUCCUUUCUUUACUACUUCCCAAUUGCACUGAAAAGACAUGGCAGAGAGGGACAUUGCACACUUACAUAGCUGCACUGGGGUGUGUAACGUUCCUUUUUAUGUUUAGCUGCACUGUUGGCAUAUACAAAGAGAAGAAACCGAGUUAUCUAAGAUCAAUAUUUGCUGGAACAUUAGAGAUAAAGCCUUUUUAGAAACAGUAUAGCAAAGGAGUAUUUCCAUUUUAAACUAACACUGACUUAUAGCCAAAGCUGAUGGGAGUGAUAUUUUUCCUGUACAUGAUUUUAAAAUACCUUCUUCCUUUUUAUGUUGUCUGGUUCUCUGCAAAAACACAUGUACUCAGUGUCUGUGCCUCACUCCUCAGGUGUUCAAAUGGAUUUGUUUUUUAGGAAGCAAACCUUUUUAUCCCAUAGGCACUCCAUGGCUUUAGAUCCUCUACCAUCAAUCUUUCCCCACUAGGAUUCUCACCUGCCUAUUACAAAAGCAUUUUAACCUCUCUCUACCCAAGCCCCUCACCUAAUUAGUAAGUUAUUCAGGACCCUUGCCAUGGACCUUGGCUCCUUACCCAAUUAAAAGUGAAAAUGUACUGGAAUAUAAAGCUACCAAUUGCAAAGUCUCAAACUAUUAUUUGUGCUGUGGCUGCCACACAAAACCUUCAUAGUCCUGAAUUAUCCAAAGCAGGGAGUUUGGCAGAAGAAGUUCCUAAGAUCCCACAGGUACAAGCACAGAAUGAAAGACCCCAGAGGGCACCUCUGAUUUUCCAACACCAGGUUUAGAAAUGAAAACAAGUUUGCCUUGAUUAAUCUUACCAUUAUGGGACUUAACAGGCAAGGUGCUUUCUGAGGGAGCUGCUAGGGCCCAGACUGUUUAUAGUUUUAAAGGUCACUAGAUCUUGAAUUGCAAGUACAGGCAUUAUGUCCCUAACUCAAAGUGUUUAAGACUGUGGUUAAACUUAUGAAUUGUAGAUAAAAUUAAGCACCUUUAAGUACUUUGCUUGAAUUGGAAUUUAUGGACCAGAUCUUCAAAGGCAUUUAGGCACUUAACUACUAUUCCUAAAUGCCUUUGAAAAUCUGGGACUAUAUGCCAGGGGUGACCAAAUUUACUGACCCUCAAGCCACAUGUGCUAACCUUCCCAAGUUCAAAAGCUGCAAGACAUGUACAACCUGCCCUGCAGGGCAGUGCCUACUGGGGUGCAGGACUUCACUCUGACAUCCCCCUGUGGAGCUAAAACCCUGAGACCCCCCCAUAUCUGCAAGGCAGAAGCCCUUAGCCCCACCAUUCUGUUGCAGGCCAGAAGCCCCAAGCUCCCCUGCCAGUCUGGUAGAUGGAGAAUUGAGGGCAUGGGGCAGGGGGGCCCUUAGCAAGCCACACUUUAACUAUAAAAGAGCUGCAUGUGGCUCAUGAGGUGUGGUUUGGCCACACCUGCUAUAUACUAACAGCUUCUUAUCACAUCAUCUUUAAAAAUACAUAAUUAUGUAUAGGUGGUUCCAGUUAGAGAUGAUCAAAAAAUGAGGUUUUGUCAACUGUUUUUUCCUAAGACAAAUGUCAUUUGAUAAAGUUUAUCUAUGGAAGACUUCACAACAAAAUUAAAAAAUCCAGCACAUGAAAAUCAAAAUGUUUGAACACAAAUAAAUGAAAUUAAAAAUUAAAUUAUUUUUUUACACUUUUUUCCUGAGGAAGAAGGGGAGGGGAAAAAACUGGUAGUGAGGUGGAAACCUCUCAAUCUCCCACCUUCCCCCUCCUGUGGCAGAAUGUGAAAAGGACACAUUAAAAUGAGUUUUGCGACCUUUAUUUGUGAAAGUUUGUUUUUGUUUUAUAUUAAAACCAUUACUCAUCUUACGUAUUUUUUGCUGGUGAAUUAAUUAAUGGGGUGAUUAUUACAAGCAAAACCUAAGUACCUGAGAGAAGUUUUUUAAUCAGUCUGUUUAAACUUUUUAGGUUUUAGCCCUAUUUAACUCCAGCUUCUGAUAAAACACUUGCAAGAAAAGGUCUCCUGGCUUCUCGCAGUCAGAGGUUUAGAGACACCCCGAGCAUGAGAUUGCAUCCCUGCCCAUCUUGGAUAAUAGCCCCUGAUGGACCAAUCCUCUAUGAACUUUUCUAGUUCACAGAACCCUGUUUGGAACCCUGUUAUUCUUUUAGCCACCACAACAUCCCAUGGCAAUGAGUUCCACAGAUGGAGCAUUGUGUGAAAAAGUAUUUCCUAAUGUUUGUAUUAAACCUGUUGCCUAUUAAUUUCAUCCGGUGACCCCUAGUUUUUGUAUUCUGGGAAGGAUAAACAGUUCUCUUUUUCCAUACCAUUCAUGAUUUUACCAACCUCUACAAUAUUCCCCCUUACUCAUCUCUUUUCUAAGCAGAGCAGCCCUAAUCUUUUUAUUCUCUCUUCAUAUGGAAGCCAUUCCAUAUCCCUGAUCAUCUUUGUUCCCUUUCUCUGAACCUUUUCCAGUUUCAGUAUAUCUUUUGUGAAAGGGAAUGACCAGAACUGGACACAGUAUUGAAGGUGUAGGGACACCAUGGAUUUAUAGUGGCAUGAUGAUAUUUUCUGCCUUAUUUUCUAUCCCUUUCCUCAUAGUUCCUAACAUUGUUAGUGUUUUUGUCCAUGGCUGUGCAUUUAGUUCAAGUUUUCAGAGAAUGAUCCACUGUGACUCCAAGAUCCCUUUCUUGAGUAGUAACAGCUAAAUUAGAACUUGUCAUUGGGGAAAAAUAAUUCCUACUUUAUACAAUGUGUAUUACUUUGCAUUUACCAAUGUUGAAUUUCACAAUUCAUGUCAUUGCCCAGUUACUCAGUUUUGUGAUAUUGCCAUGUAACUUUGGCAUCAGCUUUGGAUCUAACUAUCUUGAAUAAUUUUUUAUCAGCUGCAAUUUUGUCACUUCAUUGUUCAUACCCUUUUCCAGCUCGUUAAUGAAUAUGUAGAACCGCAAUGGUCCCAGCAAAGAUGCUGUUUCCAUUGUGAAAACUGACUAUUUAAUCCUACCCUUUAUUUCCUGUUUUUAAGUAGUUACUGAACCAUGAGAGCACCUCCUCUGUUAUCCCAUGACUACUUGGUUUCCUUAAGAGCCUUUGGUAAGGGACCUUGUCAAAGGCUUUCUGAAAACCCACCACGGAUCAGAAUAGCAGUCCAGCUAGUCUAGUAUCCCAUCUCUGACAGCAGCCAGAAUCCUCCAGAAGGCAUCUGGGGAAUAAUCUACCCCCUACACAGGUUUCACCUUGAUUGCUAGAGUUUUCAGGUUUGAUACAGUCUAUGCCCAAGUCACUCAUGUUUCUCAGAAGCACUAUGCUGGGAAUUCUCCUUAUCUGCAUUCUCUGGACAGAGACUAUUAUGGCUGGAUCUAGUUUUUUAAGCCCCGAAUAUCAAAACACACAGCAACGAAAGGAUCCAAAAAAGCAUACAACAAAGUUAAACCGCCGAGCUGCAGAAGGACUUUUGGAUGCAGAUGCAAGGCAGAUAGAAGGAGACAAUGAAAUAGAAAUUAAGCUUAAUGUUCCCUUUGAAAUUGGUGUCAAGAUAACAGAAGACCAGUACCAGGAGUAUGGACAAGUGCUGGAGAAGAUCCUGGAGGACAUUCUUGCAGAGGACACUUUAGAAACCCAAAACUGGCACGAGUUGAAACAUGAAGAUGUUACAAACUGAUUAGAGUACAACAAAGUUCUGCUCAUUGGCUUGGAUUGCUUUAAAUCUUGCUUUACAUUGUGCAAUGGAUGAUAAUAGCAUGUGUUAAAAGACAAAUGCAUGAAGCUGAACAUUUUGCAGUUUUAAAAAGGACAUUUUGUUGUGUAACAGGUCUUUGGAUGAGGUUGCAAGUAGUACAGAUAUGGUAGACAGAUAGCUGCAAGCAAGGUCAAACACACUGAAAUCUAAAUGGUUCUUACCUUUCAAACCUAUGCGACUGAAGCUACCUGUUCUAAAAGUGAGGAUAAACUCUGUUAAUCUACCAUGUGCUUCUUGCAGCAGAAAAUAAAGCUAGUGUUGAAA